Messenger RNA from Spirometra erinaceieuropaei, 1105 nucleotides. The record is from the annotation of a GenBank genome assembly. NCBI's taxonomy places the organism in Eukaryota, Metazoa, Platyhelminthes, Cestoda, Diphyllobothriidea, Diphyllobothriidae.
AACGACAUGCUCACGGUAAAUAGAUGAAUCAUGCCUGGCAACAGUGACUUUCUGUUCUUGUUAGUUAGGUUCUAGCAGUGGAUGAGUUCAUAUGUUAUUUUCAUCUUCCGAGAGGCAGUUUUAAGUCACUUAGAUAGAAGAACUGAAAUCCCAUCUGCAGAGAAGCGCUUUCAUAACAUGGCUGAAUAAACGGUCUCCAAGCGGUCGUCAAUUUUUGUUGUGGGAUGUGCGGACUCUGUGUAGUUUGGUUAACGCGUGCUGUAAUCCCAGUCUGGCCCUCCAAACUGAGGGCUGAGAGUUUAGGGCUGGGACAAGCAAGCUUUAUUACCUGCCACCUGCGCCCUAGUACCUUUUCGGUACGGCCGACAGCUGUUGAGGGAGUUUACUUUUUCAAGCACACGGCGAAGGCCGGCAAUAGGCAAUAAACAGGCCCCAGUCGCCAUUCUAGAUUAGCAAUCAGAAGCUGCAAACUCAUUGACAAAGUCUCCGCAAAAUCUUUGGUAGCCAGCCCAUUCAGCUUUUGACUACAUUUAGAAUCAAUCUUAGCACAUAUAUCGACGUAACUCAUGGGUAUUUCGGGACUGCUUUUCUCGACACCAUCAAAAAGCCCAGCGACCUUCAAAACUCCCUUCAUAAGGGCAAUGACAUCUUGCAUUUCGUACCCUCCCUCUUCUUCCCCCCAGUGCUUCAUCUUCCAUCUGCACUCUGGUUUACGGGCCGGUGGAGGUAUCGGCGACGAGAUAGAACCUCCUGACGGGGACGCCAAAGAAGCUUUGCGAAUUGUCUUCGACAUGACUUUCUUCUUUAUUGUCAUUAUCAUCCUGCUGGCAAUCAUCCAGGGUGGGUUGAAGAGUGCUGAAUUAACAGUGUUGUCAUCACCUGAGUUAGUAUUUUUUGCCUGACUUUGACAUGCCGCGUCCUUUUGUACACCCCAGGCUUCAUUAUCGACGCUUUCGGCGAUUUGAGGGACCAGCUGGAGCAGGUUAAGGAUGACUUGGAAUCGAAGUGUUUCAUCUGCGGAAUCGGAAAGGAGUAUUUUGACGCAACACCUCAUGGUUUCGACAGACAUGUAGAAAAGGAGCACAACUUUGCCAAUUAUAUGUAG